UCUCUGUCCGUCAGCGACUGCAAUAAAUAUUUCUCUAGUGUCACUCGCCCACCCCACUGACCACCCUCUCGCUUAUAGUGUUCCCAAAGUCCACGGAUUGCGAGAGCAAACUCUCCCCGGUGUCCUAGUGACGAAGAUCCCGAGCAUCACAAGGUCGUGGCUCCUACUCAAAGAGUGCACAGUGGAAAAUUUCGUGGUGUGAGAGAAGAAAGUGUGUCAGUCUCAGAUGAGAAAGGAGUGGAAAUUCACGUGAAAAAUGGCGAAAUGCUGAAGGAUCAAGUGUGGCAAAAUUGUGGGUGUUGUGAAUGAGGUGAUUUCUGAGAGCAGCAAGCAAACUGACGCCCAGAAAAAUGACCACUACUUAUGGAAGACAGGUGUCCACGCUGGUGCAGCACCGAUCCGAGCGGUCGCCGUCGAUCAGCUCUGAAAGGACCCUCAGGGCGAUCGGACGAGUGGGCCAGGCGGUGAAUUUGGCUGUGGAGAGAUUCGUGACCGUUGGCGAGACAAUCGCGGACGACAAUCCGGAAAUCAAGCAAGACAUGUACGACGCAUGCAAAGAAGCUCGCGCUGCAGGCUCCUCCAUCGAGCGACUGUGCGAAAUCACAGCCACUGAUCCGCUCGGCUAUCCGCCGCCCGACGGGCCGCUGAGCGACCGAAGUGCCAUGAUCAGGGCCGCCAGGGCCCUUCUGAGUUCCGUCACGCGGGUCCUGCUGCUCGCGGACAUCGUGGUGGUGAAGCAACUGCUGCUGGCCAAGGACCGCGUCGCCCGAUCGCUGUGCCGCAUGGAGCAAGUGGCCAACUUCACGGAGUUCGUGAAGGCCUUCUCUGUGUUCGGUGCGGAGAUGGUGGAGCUCGCCCAUGUGACUGGCGAUCGGCAGGCAGAUCUCAAGGAGGAGCGAAGGCGAGCCCAAAUGGCUGCUGCGCGUCAAGUGCUGGAGCGAUCGACCAUGAUGCUCUUGACGUCCUCCAAAACAUGCCUUCGCCAUCCUGAGUGUCCGGAUUCUCGCGAGAAUCGCGACACUGUCUUCUGCCAGAUGCGCCGCGCCAUGGAUCUCAUCCACUACGUGGUCAAGGAUGGCGUGCUGGAGACAGUGGCUGAUAGACUGUCACCACGUGGAGCGGGUCAGGUGGACUGGGACUCCGAGAGAGCGUCCGCCUUCACGAGCUUGAAGCACUUUUCGCGCCUGGUGGAGCUUUCGAGGCCUCAGGUGACGGAGACCACGCCCAAGGUGAUCGGAAACAGUGAGAUCGUGGAGGAGGCGCCAACGCGUGAGUUGACACGCAGCAGUAGCGUUCGCGAUCGGAGAAUCGAAGCCGGAGGACGGUCUAAGAAUCGCACGUAUGCCAGCCUCGAGAGGGAACUUCUGCCGCCGGCGAGCAGGAGUGCCGAGGCUGCCAUGCUGGGCCUGUCGUCGGUUCUGGUGCCUGAGACGAGGGAUCAAUUACUAGCGGCUCUGGACAAGGUGGUGGAGAAGACGCAGGACUUCACAGAUUCGGCAUACACGACACAUGAGCACCGAGAGAACAUCCUGCUGCUGUGUGAUCGUGCCAAAUUGGAGCUGAAUCAAUUGCUGAGGAUCGCCGUGAAUACUGAACCCUUCGCCACAAACACAACGGACAUCGAUGCGGCGAUCGAGAGUGUCCAGAAUGCAGGGCAGGAUCUCAGUCAACAACUUGUGCUAGCCGUUAGUGAUCAAGUCACGGAGUUGGCGCACGUAAUCAAAGCGGGAAUCGACAUUGUGAACUCCCUCAGGAAUAUUGCCUUAAACCAGGAGUUGGAUCGACUACAGGAGUGCGCUGAUCGCUUUCACGACUACAUCGAUCACACCCUGGAAGUCUGCAAGCUGCUGCGUCACAUCGCGCUGUCGGAGACGCUACAAGUUCAGGCCAAGUUCAUGGAGAUCAACCUGAAGAUCUACGCACCGCAGGUGAUAACGGCCUCCAGGGCACUGUCGGCACAUCCCUCAAGCAAGAUCGCCAAGGAGAACCUCGAGGUGUUUGCGGACAUGUGGCAGUGGCUGGCCAGCGAUGUGUCCACGGUAUCGAAAGAGAUCAUCGAAAUGGCUCAGGCGCAGACGAAGCCGGACAAGACGGAGUACCUGAGUUUACCGCGACCUGGAAAACAUGGGACAACAUCGAAGCCGCUGAAGCCAACGAGACUGGAUCAGGAGGAGCAGGAGAAGAUCGCCAAGGCGGGUCUGGAGAUGAAGAUGCUGACGAAUGAGAUGGACGCCGAGACGGACAAGUGGAAUGGGGCCAGCGAUGAGAACAAUGAUAUUGUGAAGAGGGCCAAGAAUAUGUCUUCGAUGGCCUUCUCCAUGUAUCAGUUCACGAAGGGCGAGGGAACGCUCAGGACCACACAGGACCUCUUCACUCAGGCGGAGUAUUUCGCUGAGGAGGCCAACAGGCUGUACAAAGUCGUGCGACAAUUUUCAUAUCAGGUUCCUGCGGGGCAGCCGAAGAAGGAACUGCUGGAGCACGUGGACAAGGUGCCCACGUUCGUGCAGACGCUGCAGUUCACCGUGAAGGAUCCGACGGUGGGCAAGGCGGCCACCUUUGUCAAAGUGGACCAUGUCAUCCAAGAGACCAAGAAUCUCAUGAAUGUCAUCAACAAGGUCGUGACCACGUGCUUCGAGUGUGCCAACAAGUACAAGCUGGACUUCAGCGGACUGUCGGGAAGAGUGGCGGCCGGAAGUUCCAGAGAUGACGAGGGCGGCUCCGGAGCGGCCGGAGACUCUAAGGGCGCCACGACAAGCACCGAGGGGGGCAUGUGACAGUACGGGAUGGCUCGCAGAGCCAAAGGAGACGCCAGGCGGACUCGCGUGUCCUUUCUUCUUUUCUAAGGCGUCUUAGACAAGGAAGGAAGGGCGCGUGCGCUCUCGCGAAAGCUGCCCACGGGGAUGCUCAUCUCCGCGUGCAGAAGCCAUGGAUGGACUUAUCAGAUUUGCAUAAGAAGAAUCUCCGAAUGGAACUGACUUACGAUAAUAAGGAAAAAAAAAUUAGUACAAUAACCCAAAUUUAUGAGAUUUCUCGUGAAUACGUAAUUACGACGGCGUAAUCACCGCAGUUUUCACGUCACUUCGAUGCACCAGCGCGCUGUAGUCCUUCAGCAACACGUUAAAGUUGUCUCUAAGGUCUUUGAGUUUGCUUUAUGAUUGAGACAUGAGAAGAUAGAGCCGGUAGUCUUCCAAUUGUGUACAUAAAAUAUAUGGGCAUAGAAAACUGAAAAGGAAACAUUUAACGGCAAGCAUUUUCGCGGGAUUUUUUUUUUCUUUUAUUAUAGUGAACAUCACGUGCCAAGAGAUUCAAGUUUAGAUGCGGGUGCGAAGAACAAUCAGAUUGAUUCCUUUCCGUUACAGUUCAAAGCUUUGCUAUACUCGGAGAAAAUCGCGCAGCUAAAGCAUGGCUUCCAUUGUCAUGUUGGUUAACCAAAGUUUUUUCAGUUUUGUGUUAUGCCAAUAUUGGCUUUUUCCAAUUUCAAGAAUAUAACACAUUGUCUUGGGAAAUACUUUCCUAUUCAGGUUGUCCAAUUUGCAUAGGCGAAAAAAAAAUGGCAAAACGCUGUUGGUGUGAAAGUAGAAGGAGAAGAAAAAUCUUAAACUAAUCUAGAAAGUGAAAACAAUUCUGUGAAUUCUCUAAAAUAGAUCGUUCGAGCAGCCACUAUUUAAACAUGCAAAAAAAAAAUGUUGAAGAACAAGAAACUUUCCUAGAUGUUAUUACAAAAGUACAGCAGAAGAGAUGAAUUUUAGGGCAUAGUUUGAUAUUCAUAUAUACAGGGUGACUUGUUAGUAGACGUUAUAAUGAGAUUUGAAAUAUUGCAGUGUAGCCACAAUAUAGAAGUAUAUAUUUGAUGAGUAAUAUUAAUGUUGUCUGUUGUGAAAAAAAAGUAAUGGAAACUUGAAAUGUAUAAUUACAGAAGAUGGAAAAUGUUAAAGGUAUUUUUGAGAUGUGUGGAAAGAGAAAAGUAAUCAUUCGAUUCGAUGUGACACGAAAUCUUCUUAUGAAAUCAUUUUGAACGUUUAUUGAAAAUCAUGUAACGAUGAUAGAGAAGAUGAUUAUCCUCUUUUUAUCUCAAUAUCAAUUUAUAAUACAUAUAUUCAUGUGACGAGAGAAGAAGGUGAAAGAGAAAACUAUAUAUCGACGUAGAAACGUGUACCAUGAUGAAAAAAAAAAUGAGAUGAAAUUUAUAUACUCAAAUUAGCUUUUAUACUUGUAUAUAGAAGAACAAAAUAUUUAGUGAUGGAAAUUAUAUUUGACGAAGAUAUUUAAUAUUUUCUAUAUAAUGAAACAUUGAUGAUGUAUUUAAUAAAAUGAAUGUGUGCAUGAAUUUCUUCAAUUUUUCCGAAUAUACUUUUUUGUCAAGAGCAUUUCUCAAAGUCACUCAUCUCGAGAUGUUUCAUUUUUGGGAGAAGAAAUUUUUCAAAGAGAAAUAUGAUUAAAUGUAACUCUCAAGUUAUUAAUGAAAUCAAAUGUCAAAUUGAGUGUAUGAAAAAAAAACUUUUUCACUCUCUUCAAUUUAAUUCAAAGUUUGCGUCUUGACUUUUCUCAAAUUUAGCAAACCUGACAAACAAAACAAAUGAUAAAAGGAGACGAUUGCAAAAAAAAAUAGAAGAUGAAAAACGAGUGUAAAUACCAUUUUGCAUAACAAAUUCAAUUGAUGACGUCUAUAAGCGCUAAAAUUAAUGAAUUCAAGAAAAAAAAACACAGACGUAAAAAAUUUAAAUAGAUAUUGCAGAGAAUCGAGUGUGUUGUGAAAUAAUGGAAGAAAAUAAAAUCAUGCAAAUGAAAAUCA
Molecule: messenger RNA, 4792 nt
Organism: Phlebotomus argentipes
Lineage: Eukaryota; Metazoa; Arthropoda; Insecta; Diptera; Psychodidae
Gene: alpha-Catr
Product: alpha-catulin
Exons: 9
Coding region: 351-2774 (807 amino acids)
Biological process (GO): Rho protein signal transduction; cell adhesion
Molecular function (GO): cadherin binding; actin filament binding
Source: RefSeq, a predicted model, not a curated record